Molecule: messenger RNA, 1295 nt
Organism: Sinocyclocheilus rhinocerous
Lineage: Eukaryota; Metazoa; Chordata; Actinopteri; Cypriniformes; Cyprinidae
Gene: jpt2
Product: Jupiter microtubule associated homolog 2
Exons: 5
Coding region: 157-792 (211 amino acids)
Cellular component (GO): nucleus
Source: RefSeq, a predicted model, not a curated record
UGAGCUGUCCAAGCCUUUCUGGGCGUGGUCGGUCAGACUUGACGUUUUUUUUUUUGGCAUAGUCUUGUAGUUUAGCGGUGUGGCAGGACACUUUCUGCAGGGAGGGCUGUUGUUGAAGUUACUGGGUCACGCCGCAGCAGACCGAGACAAGCAACCAUGACUACAACAAAUAUGUUUCAGGGACUUGAUAGUAGUGGCAAACCGAGUUCAAGGGUACUAAGACCUCCAGGUGGAGGGUCAAGCAAUCUCUUCGGUGGUUAUGAAGAAGACACUUCUGCCUCCAGACGGCCAAACAAAAUGUCCUCCUCUGUUUUCGCACCUCCAGAAGAGACCCAGGGGAGUACCAAACGCUCCAAUCCCCCAGGUGGAAAGAGCAGUGGGAUAUUUGGGGAGCCAGUGGCUCCUUCGACUCAGAGCAAGCCAGUUCCCCCUGGUGGAGCAGCCAGUAACAUCUUUGCGGGUACAGAGUCGACCCCACCUUCUGUGAAAAGUCAACAUCCCAACAAACCAAAGGACAAUUUAAGUGUGGGUGUACCUGCUACUCCAGAUCCACCAGCCCCAGUGCCUAAGAAGGAGACUGUAGUUGAGGAAGUGAAGGCGGAGCCAGUGCCCCUACAACCAACACCUGAAAAAGAGCCAGCAGCCCCUGCACCCGCAGCCAAUCAGAAUUCUGAGCCAGCCACACAGCAACCAACAGAAAAGGACCACGAGCCACGCCUCGGACCCCGCCCUCGCUCUCACAACAAAGUGCUCAACCCACCAGGUGGAAAGUCCAGUGUGGUUUUCUAUUAGCCAUAGCCAUCAUUGUCACUUCCUUUCUUCCAUCUGCUUUUAACCUGUACUAAAACUUAUCCUUUCUCAUUCUUUUGUUUUUUGUUUUUCCCUCAAGUCUGUCACUCUUCGUUCCUUUUUUGCUUCUGCACUUUUUUUUUUUUGAUUCAUUCCUCACUUUCCUUUUUCCUUUCCAUCUACUUGGAAUCACUGUUGCCGUCGCUCCAAAAACUGAAUGGUUAUGUUUCCUUUCAAAUGGUUUGCAUUGACGGUUGUUUCUCUAUAUGAUUAUGUUCUCUCAAUUUGCUAAUGUAUUAAAUACAAGUUUGCCUCAUGAAACUCCGCACAGUCUAUGCAGUGUUCAACUGGUACCACUGUUGGUCGCCAAAGCAAACUCUUCAGUUGCAGCGUAUUCAGAUCUUCCUUUGAAAACCAGUGAAUGUGUUUCUUUUGUGCAAUAAGGUGACUUCAUUUCUCAUUUUUUACUCUGCUCUUGCAUUUUUUUUAUUUAUUUUUUUUAUGAG